This is a messenger RNA of Saccostrea cuccullata (small rock oyster), 300 nucleotides long. RefSeq lists its product as uncharacterized. NCBI's taxonomy places the organism in Eukaryota, Metazoa, Mollusca, Bivalvia, Ostreida, Ostreidae. The transcript is spliced from 3 exons. The record is from RefSeq and is a predicted model, not a curated record. The annotation marks the transcript as partial.
AUGACGUCAAUGAAAAAUGCCCAUGGUAACUCAGUUUAUGGAAAUCCUUCAGUAACGUUGGCCUUAUUAAAAGCCGGAGCCGAUGCACAGACGACAGCAACAGAUGGGAGAAGUGUAUACGAUUUGUUUACUGAAAGAGCCUUUUAUGAUGACAAUUUGUCUUGUCUUGAUGAAAGAUUUGCAGCGGAAAUUCAAAUGAGAGCUCUCGUGAGAAACCAAACACCCCUUGUUAAAAUAGAAGACAUCUGCAAUACCCUCACCAUAGGAAAGAAAAUAAAACCGUUUUUAGGACAACUUCAA